GAGCCACGUAUGGGACAUACAAAAGGGUGUGUUUAGGUGAGGAAACGUCGAGAUUUCGCCGGAAAGCCUCUCUACCUCCGUCUCUACCAUGGCCGACCUCUCCUCCUACCCUCCCAUCGACCCCACGGCAUUCGAUAUCAUCAUCAUAGGCACCGGCCUUCCGGCAUCCAUCCUCGCUGCCGCCACCUCCGCUGCUGGAAAAACCGUCCUUCACCUCGACCCCAACGCCUUCUACGGCUCCCACUUUGCCUCCCUUCCCCUGCACGAUCUCUCCUCCUUUCUCCACUCCCAAACCACGGUCGCCACCGCCGCCAUUCCCUCCUCUUCUCCUCUCCUGCAACCACUCUCAUCCGACUGCGGCGAUUACGUUGCCGUCCAACUCACCUCCCGCCCCCUGUAUUCCUGCCUUGACAUCUCCUCUCAUUCCUCCGAGCCUCUAGAACUCUCUAGAAAGUUCAACCUUGAUCUGGUUGGGCCUAGGGCUUUGUUCUGCGCCGACACGUCCGUCGAUCUCAUGCUCAAGUCUGGUGCUAGCCAGUACGUGGAGUUCAAGAGCGUCGAUGCGAGUUUUGUGUGGGACCCUGAGGAGAGUCGGUUCUCGAGCGUGCCUGAUUCUCGGGCGGCGAUAUUCAAGGACCGGCGACUCACGCUUGCGGAGAAGAACCAGUUGAUGAGGUUCUUUAAGCUGGUUGAAGCACAUCUGGCGUCUGAAUAUAAUAGUGAAAGUUCCAGGAUUUCGGAGGUGGAUCUGGAGAGUCCGUUCGUUGAGUUUCUGAAGAAGAUGCGGUUGUCUCCGAAGAUAAAAUCAAUCAUUUUGUAUGCAAUAGCCAUGGCGAAUUAUGAUCAAGAUAGUGUUGAGGUUUGCAAAGACAUGCUCAAUACAAAAGAUGGAAUAGCUCGAUUAGCGCUUUACAGUUCAUCAGCUGGCAGGUUCCAAAAUGCACUUGGUUCUUUGUUAUACCCUAUUUAUGGUCAAGGAGAACUACCACAAGCCUUUUGUCGCUGUGCUGCUGUUAAAGGUUGUCUUUAUGUUCUGCGAAUGCCAGUAAUUGCAUUGCUUAUGGAUGAGGGAGAUGGGCAUUAUAAAGGCGUUAAAUUGGCUUCUGGUCAGGACUUAUUCAGCCAAAAUCUUGUUCUGGAUCCAUCUUUUACAGUGCAUUGGCCGUUAACUUCAAAUCCAGGCUGUGUGCAAGAAAGUCCUAGUUUGAAGGAUUCUAUAGCAAAGGUGGCUAGGGCCAUAUGUGUUACCAGGAGUUCCCUAAUGCCAGAUCUAUCGAAUUUCCUGCUGAUAUAUCCUCCCAAAUCCUUGUAUCCUGAGCAGGUGACAUCAAUCCGAGCUCUGCAGAUAGGUAGCAAUUUGGUUGUUUGUCCCUCAGGCAUGUUUGUGCUGUAUCUUUCAGCUUUAUGUGAUGAUGCUGAUGAAGGGAAGAAGUUACUUCAUACAACCAUUCGUAACCUUUUCACACACACUGUUUCUGGAAAUGCUGAAAAUAGUUCCUCAAUUCAAAUUAAAAAUGUAGAAUUGAAACCCACUCUGCUUUGGAGUGCCUUGUAUAUUCAGGAGUUGACUAUGGGUUCAUUUGAAUCUGUCUACUGUACCCCCAUGCCAGAUGGAAACCUGAACUAUGAUGAUGUUAUAGAUGCAACUAAAAAGCUGUUUCACAAAAUGUAUCCUCAUGAGGAGUUCUUCCCUGAGGCGACCUCGCCUGGGAAUUCAGAGGAUGAUGGUCGGUUUAGCUUAGAGCCCUAGUGCUGAUUGGCAGGAGUCUAUCGGCAUUGAAUCUUCUCCAAUUACCGUUGCCUUAUCAGCUUCACUUAUACAGCAACGCAUCAUCUCCAAUUACUGUUGCCCACAAUAUUUCAGCGCUGGAAACUGGAUCGUCUGAGUUGUGACAUGGUGGUUGAUCUAAAUGUACACUGGAAAUGCAUAUUCUGUUUGUGUGCUGUUGGGCUGGGGUACACUGCAGCUAUAUUAUCGCCAAGUUCUUCAUGCCCACCUGGUUGCGCUGCUUAAUGUACUUAAGAGCCGGAUGUACCUAGUUGAGAUAUUGUUUUGGUAGUUUCAUUUGUAUUUUUGGUCUUGAGUUGUGUUAUAUUUCCCAACGCUGUUCAUAAACCUUAAUUUUUAUUUUUUAUUUUGAAAAAAGAAUUAAAUUAAAGAACA
Molecule: messenger RNA, 2164 nt
Organism: Malania oleifera
Lineage: Eukaryota; Viridiplantae; Streptophyta; Magnoliopsida; Santalales; Ximeniaceae
Product: rab escort protein 1
Exons: 9
Coding region: 89-1750 (553 amino acids)
Biological process (GO): intracellular protein transport; protein geranylgeranylation; vesicle-mediated transport
Cellular component (GO): nucleus; cytosol; cytoplasm
Molecular function (GO): GDP-dissociation inhibitor activity
Source: RefSeq, a predicted model, not a curated record